AUGACCACCUUAAAAUCGUUCCAAGCUGAGAUCGAAGCAAUCUCACAUGAAAAGCAUAUCCAAUCUAUCAAAGAAGCUCGAGAGGCGCACGCUGCAGCUGAGCUGGCAAGACAUCACGGCAAAUUACCUUCGACGAAGCACCAGCCUGUCAUUGAGGUGAAGGUGGAGGAUGAGAAGGAUGAAGUAGCUGAAAUAUCAUUAGAGGAAUUGAUAAUCUCCGAUGACAACAAUAUCGAUGACCUCCAAUCCCGCUUGGCCUCAAAACUAUUAAAGGGCCAUGGAGAACAACUGAUAUCACUAGGAGCUCACCCCUCACCUCAACAUACCUAUACUUUGAAUCCUUUAUCCGCCGAUGACUCAAAGUCAAUACCCAUAGUGGGCAUAGCUUUGUCCUCGACCCAAUUAGACAAAUCGAUCGAGAAACUCAGAACAGUGUGUCAGGCUUUGAAAGCCGAGCUUAAUGAGCUAUACAGGAUAAAUCAGGACCAGAGCAGUCAUGGAUGUUGGCUUGUGCGCUUAACUCCUAGAGGAGUCGAGGAGAUCAUGGAAGUUAGAGUUGCCGUUGUGGGUAAUGUAGAUGCUGGGAAGAGUACUACUUUGGGAGUGUUGACUAGAGGUGGUUUGGAUGAUGGACGAGGCAAAGCACGAGUUGCACUCUUCAGACACCCCCAUGAGAUUGAGACUGGACGUACAUCCUCAGUAGGAGGCGAGAUAUUGGGCUUCUCACCUACCGGUCAACCUGUCAUACCCACUACGCACGUUACCGACAAUGCAGAUGGUCAUAAUCAUGCUUUAGCAGCUGCCAAAAGAGAGAAAUUGGGCUGGGAAGAGAUUUGCAAAAGGGCUGCUAAGGUAGUGAGCUUCAUUGAUCUAGCAGGACACGAGAGGUACUUCAAAACUACCUUGUACGGAUUGAGUGGAUGUGCACCGGAUUAUGUCAUGUUGAUGGUUGGUGGAAAUGCUGGUCUGAUAGGAAUGUCCAAGGAGCACCUAGGUGUAGCUUUGGCUUUGAAUGUACCCAUAGCAGUAUGCGUUACCAAGAUCGAUAUGACCCCGCCGAAGAUUCUCGAGCAAACUGUCAAUAUGCUUACCAAAGUAUUGAAGAGUCCCGGGUGCAGGCGAAUACCGGUAUUUGUGAAUACCGCUCAAGAAGCAGUCGAUUGUGCAAGAUACCUCGGUCAGCCGCUAGGCUCAGGAGGAAGAUUAUGUCCCAUCUUUAUGGUAUCAAAUGUGACGGGGCAUAAUCUGCCGAUGCUCAGGAGCUUCUUGAAUUGCCUGCCGUCUUCUCAGUCCGAUGACAAGUACGUGGUGGAUGCGCCGUUCGAAUUCCAGAUAAGCGAUGUCUUCUCUGUACCGUUCGUCGGUACUGUAAUGAGCGGCGUGAUCACGUCUGGUACGGUGCAUGCCAAUGAUGCCGUACUGCUCGGGCCAGACUCUGUUGGCCAGUUCAUGCCCACUGCUGUUAAGACGAUACAGCGUAAACGGGCCUCAGUGAAUAGCGGUGAAGCUGGUCAGAGUGUUUCGUUCGCGCUCAAAAGGAUAAGGAGGACACAGGUCAGGAAGGGUAUGGUAUUGAUAGGAAAGACCGAUAAUCCUCCGAAGGCCGUCAAACGAUUCGAAGGGAUGGUCAUGGUACUACACCACGCAUCGACCAUACAGCCGAAAUACCAAGCAAUGAUGCACUGCGGUGCUAUAAGGCAAACCGUCAGAAUCGUCUCAUUGGACCACCCGUCGGGAUUGAUAAGGACGGGUGAUCGUGCCAAGUGUGUAUUCGAAUUCAUAAGUCACACUGAGUUCUUGAAAGAGGGCCAGUUGAUCCUGUUGAGGGAGGCGAAAACGAAAGUUUUGGGCGUGGUCACAAAGGUAUUACCAUGA
Kwoniella botswanensis is the source of this 1875-nucleotide messenger RNA. RefSeq lists its product as uncharacterized. Gene Ontology annotation, molecular function: GTP binding; GTPase activity; translation elongation factor activity. Lineage: Eukaryota; Fungi; Basidiomycota; Tremellomycetes; Tremellales; Cryptococcaceae. Gene Ontology annotation, biological process: translational elongation. The transcript is spliced from 13 exons. The coding region runs from base 1 to 1875 and encodes 624 amino acids. The record is from RefSeq and is a predicted model, not a curated record.